CUCCGCCGCCCGCCCAUGGCUCGGCCGCUGCCGCUGCUGCUCUGCCUGGCCGCGCUGGGCGCCGGCUGCCGGGCAGGGUCCCCCCCCAACCCCGCCGGCACGGCCGGGCCCUCCGCCGAGCCGCUGCAGGACGAGGCGGAUAACCAGGAGAACAUCCUCUCCCAGCUGUUAGGUGACUACGACAAGGUGAAGGCGGUGUCCGAAGGCUCCGACUGUCGGUGCAAAUGCCUGGUCAGACCCCUUGGCCGCGGUGCCUGUCAAAGGAUUAAUGAAGGCGCUUUCAAAGCAGAGGAUUUUUACACGGUGGAAACCAUCACGUCGGGACCCAGCUGCAAGUGUGCGUGCGUGGCCCCCCCCUCGGCGCUCAAUCCUUGCGAGGGGGACUUCAGGCUGAAGAAGCUGCGGGAGGCGGAGAGCAGCGACCUGAAGCUGUCCUCCAUCGUCGAGAUGCUGGAAAGUGCCUUUUAUGGCUUAGACCUUCUGAAGCUGCACUCGGUCACAACCAAGCUGGUGGGUCGGGUGGAAAAGCUCGAGGAGGGCAUGUCCGGGAACUUCAUGCAGGAAGGCCACGAGACAGGAGCCAACGUGGAGGAAGGUCUGCAGGAUCCCCACCGCAGGGGCAGGGAGAACUGCUCCAGCCUCAUCACCAACAGCCUUGCCGACAUUGAGAGCUCGCUGCAGCGCGACGCCGAGGCUGCCUACACACAUGCAGAGGGCAAAUACGAAGAAAGAUUCCUGAAAGAUGAAACCAUCUCCCAGCAGAUCAACUCCGUCGAGUCCCUCCCGGAGCUGCACCUCUCUCCGGAGGACGAGAAGCCCAAGCAGCUCUUGCAAAGGAAGCUGCACGUGAGGAGCCGGCCGCCUUCCAAGCCCACCAUCGUCCGAGGGGUCACCUACUACAAAGCCCAGUCCACCGAGUCGGAGAACGACAUCGAGGAGCAGCCAGACGAGCUGUUCAGCGGGGACAACACGGUGGACCUGCUGAUUGAGGACCAGCUCCUGAGACCCAGCAGCAGGGUGGGGGACGGCGUGAGGAAGCCCUCCCCGGUGGGAUGGCCGCCCUCCCCGGUGGGAUGGCCGCCCACCCCCGGGAGCGACCCCACCACCCCGCCGGCCGCCGACGCUGCCGCGACGGCCACGGUGCCCUUGUCCCCUGCCACGUCCACGGGGCCCGCGCCAGAUCCCACCGCUGUGAGCCGGCUGACCCCCACCCCGGAGACCACGACUGCCCCGGCGGGGCUGGCAGAGGAGGAGACCCCGCAGCCACCGGCAGCCUUGGCCAGCACAGUGGUGGCCACGGCCGUGGAGACCCUGCCCACAGCCGCCACCACAGUCCCCAGCCCUGCCGUGGCCACCACCGCCGGGGCCUCGAGGGAUGUGGGGACGAGCCCUGCCCCGGAGACCAGCCCAGGAGCUUGGGGACAGGUGAGCACCCCCGCAACGCCAGUCAGCCCCACCAUCCCCGCCACCCCGAAGCAGGCCCUGGAGGAGGAGGACAUCAGGAACAUCAUUGGGCGCUGCAAGGACACGCUGUCCACCAUCUCGGGGCCCACCACCCAGAACACCUAUGGGCGCAACGAGGGGGCCUGGAUGAAGGACCCCCUGGCCCGGGAGGAGCGGAUCUACGUCACCAACUACUACUACGGGAACACGCUGGUGGAGUUCAGGAACCUCGACAACUUCAAACAAGGUCGCUGGAGCAACUCCUACAAGCUCCCGUACAGCUGGAUUGGGACAGGGCACGUUGUCUACAACGGCUCCUUCUACUACAACCGGGCCUUCACGCGCAACAUCAUCAAAUACGACCUGAAGCAGCGGUACGUGGCCGCCUGGGCCAUGCUGCAUGACGUGGCUUAUGAGGAGUCCACCCCGUGGCGGUGGCGAGGCCACUCGGACGUGGACUUCGCUGUGGAUGAGAACGGCCUGUGGGUCAUCUACCCGGCCAUCAGCUACGAGGGCUUCAACCAAGAGGUGAUAGUGCUGAGCAAGCUGAACGCGGCCGACCUCAGCACCCAGAAGGAGACCACGUGGCGGACGGGACUGCGGAAGAACUUCUACGGGAACUGCUUUGUCAUCUGCGGGGUGCUGUACGCGGUCGACAGCUACAACAAGAGGAACGCCAACAUCUCCUACGCCUUUGACACGCACACCAACACGCAGAUCAUCCCCCGGCUGCUCUUUGAGAACGAGUAUGCCUACACCACGCAGAUAGACUAUAACCCCAAGGACCGCCUGCUCUACGCCUGGGACAAUGGGCACCAAGUCACCUACCACGUCAUCUUUGCCUACUGAGACCCCCCCCGCCACAGUGGGGCACUGCGAGCCAGGGGCCACCAGCACCUUUUUAUUAUUAUUUUUAUUGUUAUUAUUGUUAUUUUGUACAAAUCAAAGAGUAAAUGAUGGUUUUUGUUUCAAGCUGUUUUUUUUUUUUAUGGUGGAUUGUAGAUCGAUCCCCAGGCCAGAACUACCCCCUUUGUGUUUGUUGUAACCUUGCUUCUGCUUUUCCUUCCCAUGGCAAGGAGCUCUCCCUUUUGGGAGGGCAGACCCAGCUCUCCUGCCCGGGGAGGAGGAGGUGGCCCAGACAUGGUCCUCCUGAUGAGGUUUGUGGUUUUUUUUUUUUAGCUAAAGAUGAUUAGCAAGAGACCCAGAGCCAGUGCAAAGCUGGCCUUUCUGCUGCAGGCACUAGGUCCCAGCGGGACGCUGAUGUCUGCUUGUCCUGGUGGAGGACACGCGUGUCCUGUGGGAACGUCCCAUCUCUCGGGUUCCUCUUCCCAGCUGAUGGCCAGCAGGCCCUUUGGAGAUCCUGCUGUACAACGGGGCCAUAAGUGCAGCUCCAGCAGCCCCUGGUGCUGGCACUUACGCCGAGGACUGUCCCCUCCGCCCGGGGCUCUGCAACCGGGUGCACCCCGAGCCCCGACUGCUAUCUGGAGCGAGCUGGCGGCAGGAGGGGGACGCUGUAAAUAUGUGUAGAUGGCUUUUGUUUGUUCAUUUUGUAACCCAAAAUAGUCCCCUUUUUAGCAUUUGCUGGGUGAAGGCUCUGCUCGGCCGGGCGCUGGGCUGCCAGGGCUGGGGGAGCCCUCGGCGUUGGGGGAGACCCGGGUCCCCAUCCCGCUGCCGCUCCAUCGCCCGUGGGGUCUCGGCCCCCGUGCCCUCUCACCGCUGCACUCGCCCUGGUCCCGGCUGUUGGCCAGCGGGAGCCCCUCGCAGAGGCACAGCCCCUGCCCUUCUGCCCGGCAGCAUCUUGUAUUUACCUGCUGUCAAUAAUAAAAGAUCAAGUACCUUU
Molecule: messenger RNA, 3283 nt
Organism: Aquila chrysaetos chrysaetos
Lineage: Eukaryota; Metazoa; Chordata; Aves; Accipitriformes; Accipitridae
Gene: OLFML2B
Product: olfactomedin like 2B
Biological process (GO): signal transduction
Source: RefSeq, a predicted model, not a curated record